ACCUGGCGAGACGCGGCCCUUAAUGCAGAGACCGUUCCGAUGCGCGACCAACCGAAUUUCAUACCUUUAAGCCGUGCAUACCAUUAAGUUUAUAUUUUCUUUGGAUGACACUACCUCCUUUUGUGAUCCAAGUGUGACGAAGUUUACACAUCCGGGACUUUGGCUCAGAGCGAGCUGGACCCGGGGCUGCAGGAUGGCGACGGCAACAGCGCCCUGAUGUAUGCGGCAGCCUUUGGACACAGGGAAGUCGUGCUGCUCAUCCUCGCCGCCUUUAAGCAGCUCCACCACGUAGCCUAUCACGGUCAGCGCAACGGGCAGGGCCUGACGGCGUCUCAGCUUGCGGAGAGGAACGGCCACGAGGACAUCGCGGCGCUCCUGAAGGUCGAGGACGCUGUGUUCCCGCGGCCGGCCGGUCCUUCGGCGUUCAUCCCCGCCCACCCGCUCGAUCUCGACCGGCCGCCCACGCCCACAGAGACUAGGAGUAUCAGGUCCUCCUUCCGCCGCUCAAGGGCCGCCGCGAAAGCCAGCGAGCCCGAACCCCCCGACCCCACGGCCCCCCUGCCCCCUCCGGCCCUCGCGAAGAGCGUCAAGAGCCGGGGGAGCGGGAAGCUCUCCAGCAGCUUCAAGCUCACCAGCAAGCUCGUCUCUCGGGACAGCUGGGACGCGGACGAGGAGCCGGCCAGCACCUCCGAGGCCGUCUUGUCACGAAGAGAGGGGGGCGCUAGCAGGCGAAGGGACGCCGUCCUCGCGAAGUCCAAGUCUAUCGACGCGAUAGUUGAGACAGGCUAUGACCCGACUUCCGCGCGAGCCAGAGACCGAAGUAUCGUCGGAUGGGAAACUGAAAUAGAAGGGAACAGAGAGAUAACCAAGAAGAGCCAGAGGGAGGAAGAGAAGGGGAAGACAGAGCCAGUGAAAGUUGCAGGGCCCGACAGACUCGAGAAACAAGUCUUGGAAGAAUUGAUGAGAGGACUUGUUGUGGCCGGAAGUCCAGGAUCGGGUAAUGAGGCCGACACGGAGUCCCUGAUGGAGUGCGAGCGCAGCGCCCCGGACCACUCGGACGACAGCGCAGACGCCAAGAUGAGCGGCGGGAACGGCAGGAAGACCGCGGUGUCCGGGCCCUCGGGAGGCUCGUGCUCGGCCAGCACCUCGGGCCAGGCCAUGCCCAAGAUCGACCUCAGCGCCUCCUCCAGAUCUCUCAACCGCAGCAUCCAGCACUUAGUGCAGGAAGACACGGAAAACCGCCCCGGCCUUCGGCCACCCACGCCCGCACGUCCGUCGCUGCCCACUCUCCUGCCCGGCCGCCUCCUGGAUGUGUCGCUCAGCGCCUCCGUCGGCAGCACGAAGAGCGAGGGGCGGUCGGUGGCGACGUCGCGUCGCGUCACGUUCUCGUCGUUCCCGCGGUCCGCCUCCGAGCCGCGGUCGCUGACCGUGUCGCCCACACGCAACUUGCGCCCCGAGGACGACGACGACGACGACGAGGACGAGACCGUGAUGGACCUGCUGGACUCCUCGACGCGCUCCGAGGGCUGGGACCACAUCCGGGGGGCCAGAGGGCGCGGUCCGUCGUGCACGCCCUCGGAGGGCCACGUAGUCCCUCUGCCACCCAUCAACCAGCCGCGAUUCUCCGAGUUCGGGGUGCGCGGGCGCGAGGGCAUCCGCGGGCGUAGCGGGCUGGGUGGGGGCGAGGACACCGUGCUCAACGUCGCCAAGAAGACCCUGGAGCAGCUGGAGAGCGUGCUGGCGCCCUCGGAGGGAGCCGCCCUGCCGCGCCACAUCCCCAGAACCAGGACGAGCCAGCAGAUCCACCUGGAGACCUAGCACAUCUCGCGCUGGCUGCGCGCCCACGUCCAGACACGCCCGAAGCCGCGCAAGCAGGCGCGGAGGUUGUCGCGCGCUCGCCACGACCCCGAGGACGACUGAACGGCCGAGGGCAAGGGCCGGCGGAGCAGGA
Penaeus chinensis is the source of this 1951-nucleotide messenger RNA. Its product is annotated as mediator of DNA damage checkpoint protein 1-like. Lineage: Eukaryota; Metazoa; Arthropoda; Malacostraca; Decapoda; Penaeidae. The transcript is spliced from 6 exons. The record is from RefSeq and is a predicted model, not a curated record. The coding region runs from base 217 to 1818 and encodes 533 amino acids.